UUACUCCUACAAAUAGGUUUCCAACAUUAAUCCUAGGUUGAGGGAACAUAUAGUUCAAUUUGAUCAUUUUCGCUGCCAUGAUGGUGAAGAAAAUAGAGGUGAAAGUUAGCAUUCACUGCCAUAAGUGCAAAAGCGAUGUAUUGAAGUCAGUCACUAAACUUCAAGGCAUUGAUCAGGUAUCGGUGGAUAGUGAGAAGGGGAUAUUAACUGUUAUUGGGAAUGUUGAUCCUGUUUUAGUUGCAAACCAAGUGAGGAAGACCGGAAAGGUAGCAGAGCUCACUGGUGUUGGUCCACCGAAGGCUAAAGAGACUCCGCCGCCCAAACCCCCUACGCCUGUAUGUAUACGUGACUGCUGUUGUAACAAAUGCCAGCUUGUAGCCGUCAGCUAUGCUGUUCCCUAUGACAACAAUCCAUUUUGCUCUAUCCUGUGAGAGAUUAUAGCAUCUAAUGUGUCAACUUUUAUUGAUAUACAUUGAUUCAAUUAAGCAUGAUAUUGACUGCAAUUAGUUUAUAAUGAUUUUUUACAUUUCCCUAAGAAGAUGCUACCAAUGCUAGUCUUCAAUUUAGUAGUGAAUGGUUUGUGCAUUUGGUCAUUGAUAAAAUCUCAUUUUUGCAAAUGUUUGUGAAAAUGUUUAGCUGCUGCUUUUUUUUU
Molecule: messenger RNA, 652 nt
Organism: Camellia sinensis
Lineage: Eukaryota; Viridiplantae; Streptophyta; Magnoliopsida; Ericales; Theaceae
Product: heavy metal-associated isoprenylated plant protein 2
Molecular function (GO): metal ion binding
Source: RefSeq, a predicted model, not a curated record